Molecule: messenger RNA, 4579 nt
Organism: Gossypium raimondii (Peruvian cotton)
Lineage: Eukaryota; Viridiplantae; Streptophyta; Magnoliopsida; Malvales; Malvaceae
Product: cyclin-dependent kinase G-2
Exons: 6
Coding region: 559-2823 (754 amino acids)
Biological process (GO): protein phosphorylation; regulation of mitotic cell cycle
Cellular component (GO): nucleus
Molecular function (GO): cyclin-dependent protein serine/threonine kinase activity; ATP binding
Source: RefSeq, a predicted model, not a curated record
AAGAAUAAAACACACCGUUUGGUUCCGUAAAGGCUUCAAGCCUUCGCUCUCUUCUCGGUAUCUCACGGUUUCUAUUUUCUAAGGCUCUCUUUUUUUGUAUAUCUCGCAACUGGGAUCGUCGACUUUAUCUCUCAAUUCCUGUUACUAAUUUUAUUUUUCGUCUCUAUCGGUAAGCCCUAGCCACUCUUAAUUCUCUUAAUUGCGUCGGGAGAUCGAAAAGAAAUCCGUGCAUCGCUCGAUUUUUCACCAAUAUUUCUAGGGUUUAUUCUCUUCAUCUUUUGCUUUAAUUUCUACAAUUAUUUCCCCCUAAAAUUUUCGAGCUACAUACCGCGAAUCGAGAAUCUGAUACUUUUUUGUUUGGUUAUUUAAGUUUGCUUUACUGCUUUUAUUUUAUUGGUUAAUUUCGUAUUGGUUAUUACCCUAGAAUCUGGGGUUAAAUUCUCUAUCUCUCUCUCGAUUUGGGCCUGAACGUGGUUACCUCAAGGGUUUAGGGUUUAUAAGUAAACAAAAUAGCGGGAAUUUAUUGAAUUGGGAAUUAGGUGUUUUUGAAAUUUCUACAUGGCUGCUGGGAGACAUGGGGGAUAUAGUGAUUCCAAGUUUAGAGACAGAGACUCUGAUUUUGAGAUGACAAGGCAGGAAUUUCCUAAUUCUAGGGAGUAUGAGUUAUCUAGGAAUGGUAGCCGUGAUGUUGCAAGGGCUCGAUUAUGGGAAGCUAGAGAUAGAGCUAGGGCUAGACAGAAAGAUAUUAAAGAGAGGGACGUGAUAAAUGGUGGGUAUCGUUCCUCUUCGAGUAGAAGUGAUUCUGGUGGUAAUAGUAGUGGUGGUGGUAGUCAUGGCCUCAGGCGACGUGAAUUCUCUCUUAGGGUGGUAGACAAGGAGCCUGGUGAAUUGUCUAGUGAGAGUGGAUCAGAGGAUGCCAUUGAGUCUGAGUCGGUGGUUAAAGAUAGUGAGGUUGAGAAGGUAAUGGAGAAUGGGGCUUUAUCUCCUGUGGGGAGGAAGAGGAAGUUUUCACCUAUUGUGUGGGAUAGAAGUGACAAGGAUGUAAGUAUGUCCAAAAGUAAGAAUUCACCUGUAGUUUCAGUCGUUCAUCAUCCACCACCACGGCCAAAAGCUUACCACAAGUCACCUAACAGCAUAUCUGGUAAGGCUGUACAGACAUCUUUUGUUAUAGAAAAUAAAAGCCAGAAACCACAUUCUCCUUCACCAGUUCUAGCUGAUGGACCUGUUGGAUACUCUGCACUGCAGUCUCCAGAGGAUUUGGAUUUUUCACCACCAAAGGAGCAUGUUAAUUUUCAGGAUGCUAGGCAUCUAGAAGAUGAGGAUUAUGUGCCGGCUCGACAUAUAUCUUCCUCUAGAUGGGCAGCAGGUGAUAACUCUCCAGGUGACGAGGGUGAAAUUUUAGAAGAUGAGGAAAUCCCUAAAAGGAGAAAAAAGUUGCCCCUUUUAGAAUUAUCUCACAACAGAUUACGGAAUAAGUCAGCUACUCCAGAGCUUGGGGAACUGAAGAGGGAGGGCUCUGAGGGAAUUAGAGCCAGAUCAUCUGAAUCUGAUGAACAAGGUGCUCGUUCCAAGUCCAGAAGUGGGGAUGAUUACCCUGGUAAUGAUUCAGAGAAUGAUGACUUGAUGGUGAUUGACAUUAAACGUGAUAGAAAUGACGGCAGUCUUAGCCAGUCUGAUACAGAAUCUGAGAAUGAGACUAAUUCACGUGGGACACCUGAACCUUCAGCUCCUCCUUUAAGAAGUGUAAACAUGCUUCAGGGAUGCAGAAAUGUUGACGAAUUUGAGAGGCUAAACAAGAUAGAUGAAGGUACUUAUGGUGUUGUAUAUAGAGCUAAGGACAAGAAAACUGGGGAAAUUGUGGCGUUGAAGAAGGUAAAGAUGGAGAAAGAAAGAGAAGGUUUUCCUUUGACCUCUCUGAGGGAAAUAAAUAUUCUUCUUUCAUUUCAUCAUCCAUCAAUUGUAGAUGUUAAAGAAGUAGUUGUAGGGAGUAACCUUGAUAGCAUUUUUAUGGUGAUGGAAUACAUGGAACAUGAUCUGAAAGGGCUGAUGGAGACGAUGAAACAACCGUUUAGCCAAAGUGAAGUUAAAUGCCUGAUGCUUCAGCUGCUGGAGGGUGUCAAGUAUCUUCAUGAUAACUGGGUUCUCCAUCGGGACUUGAAGACAUCUAAUCUUCUUUUAAAUAACCAAGGUGAAUUGAAGAUUUGUGAUUUUGGGUUGGCUCGUCAAUAUGGAAGCCCAUUAAAACCAUAUACUCAUUUGGUUGUUACUCUUUGGUACAGGGCCCCUGAACUUCUUUUGGGAGCAAGACAAUAUUCCACUGCAAUUGACAUGUGGUCUUUGGGUUGUAUUAUGGCUGAACUACUAUCAAAAGAACCACUUUUCAACGGGAAAACUGAAUUUGAUCAACUUGACAAGAUUUUCAGAACUCUUGGCACGCCAAAUGAGACAAUAUGGCCUGGUUUUUCUAUGUUGCCUGGAGUCAAGGUCAAUUUUGUCAAGCAUCAGUAUAAUCUAUUGCGCAAGAAAUUUCCAGCAACAUCAUUCACAGGAACACCUGUUCUCUCUGAUGCAGGAUUUGACUUACUGAAUAAACUUCUAACUUAUGACCCUGAGAAGCGUAUUACAGCUGAAGCUGCUCUAAACCAUGAGUGGUUUCGCGAAGUUCCUCUUCCCAAGACCAAAGCUUUCAUGCCCACUUUCCCUGCUCAGCAUGCUCAAGACAGGCGCAUGAGAAGAAUGUUGAAGAGUCCAGAUCCUUUGGAAGAGCAAUGUAGAAAGGAGUUGCAGCAAGGGGAAUUUGGGACUGGUGGUUUGUUUUGCUGAGAGAAAGUUCAUCCAUCAGUGCCAUUUAAUGUUCAUGUUUUAGUUUUUCACAUUAUUGUUAAAUGGCCUUAAUUGAGGUGAGGGACUUGCAUUCAACGAAGUUGCAACCUUUGCUUGUUGAUUUGGUCGGAGAUAGUGUUUGCCUCUUCAUGUGAACCAGAUGUUUCGCAGGUUAAUUUGUUUUCCAGCUUUGAUCUUGAUAUAGAAAUGCAUCUGACACCGCUGGUAUUGCAAGGUGUGGCAUAUCAGCCUUUCUUCUUUUAGAAAUCAGUUUCAGCUGAAACUUGUGUAACAUAUUUUUAUUAGAACAAUGAUGUAAACUCUCCCUUUAUAGCUAGUUUUGAAUAUUAAAAUAAUAUUGGAUUUCUUCCCACUCUUUUCCAUGUUUUAAUAUUUACAUUGUGUUUGCAAGAGACGGUUGGUGUGGAGGGGACGUUCUUUGCUUUUCAUUGACGAAGAUAUUGAUAGUAACCAUUGUACGCCAAAGGUAAUUUAUUAAUCCAGUAUCUCUGGAAUGGCUUUAUGGGGUUAGUUAUAUUGUCCAUCCUUGAGGGAUUUCCUCUGCAGUACACAAGAAAGUGGUGCCGUCUUAUUUAUAUUAUUGGUUUUUAUUUUUCUCAUUUUCAUAUGGAGUUCUUAUUUGUAACUUUAUUGGGGAUGCUGUAGGGGGUUCCCAUGAUAAAAAAUUGCCGCUUGGAUAAUGUUCAUGUUUAUGGUUUCAUAGAAUACUAUUUUCUCGAGUUGGGAAGAAAAUUUUAGUAGCUGAGAUGUGCAAAUGAUUCCUCUCUUCCCUAUGGACUUGUUCAAGAUUUGUUAUUUUGUGCUUGUGUUUGCUUUUCGUUUGGAAAAAAGUGUAUUAAACUCUAUUUAUUGUUGUCAAAGGAGUUGGCUUCUGUACUAUUUUUCAUAAGUUUUUAAUUUCAUUAUUCAUGUGUUGAUUUGUCAACCCAGUUUUACAGUUCAAUUGACUCUAGUAACUGUCUAUGACUGGACAACUUAUCAGAGGAAGGUAUCUAUUGCUAAUAAAGUAAAAGAACAUAUAGUUUUUUUCCCGUUAUCUGAUUAUACCAAACGGUAGAGCUUGUGCUGUUCCAUGGAUGAACAAUUUGAUCUGUUUUGAUGCUUAAGUUGGCCUUUGUUUUUCUGGGGAAAAAAAUGAUGCUUAUUCCCUCUAACCACAGCCACAGAAAAUAAAAUGAACGGAAUAAUAGAAGGAAAUGAGUUAUGGCAGGGAUGCUGAUUUCAUUCAAUUUACGCUUUUGUAAGUAAUUUGAGUUCAGCAAGGUUAAGCAGUGAUGCUAGGUCCAUGAGUUAAAGAGAUUGGUUAAUUUUUUUAGUAUUGCUAAUUUUGAACUCGAUGAUUUUUAGCCUUUAGUUGACUUUCUUAUAUAUAUCAACUCCACUAUUUUUACUUCGUUGAUUCUAUUAUACCUGUUGAAUGCAAAUUGUUCAGCUAUUGACACAUCCCCUAGAGAUGUGAAAGUUAAUGCAUAAUUUUCUAUUUCCAUUUUAUUAUGUUUCAAUUAUGGUCUGAGAGAUUCAAGCUGUAAUUAGCUCUGGAAUAGUUUAUGACAUAUCUGCGAAUGUCACUGCAGUCUCAAAGCAAGCAGGUUGAGGAGGUUACCUUCGUAUUGUGGAUUUUAUGUAACUUCCAGUUAGUUGUUUCUUCAGGCUCAGUAGAGGUACUGUACAAACUUUGGCCUGUUACAAUAUCUUAGAUUGCCUUUUUCUCUUAAUAAUAUUUUUAUUUCUUCUA